Messenger RNA from Thunnus maccoyii (southern bluefin tuna), 6903 nucleotides. RefSeq names its product ATPase sarcoplasmic/endoplasmic reticulum Ca2+ transporting 3 (gene atp2a3). Gene Ontology annotation, biological process: calcium ion transmembrane transport; intracellular calcium ion homeostasis. NCBI's taxonomy places the organism in Eukaryota, Metazoa, Chordata, Actinopteri, Scombriformes, Scombridae. Gene Ontology annotation, cellular component: membrane. The record is from RefSeq and is a predicted model, not a curated record. Bases 248 to 3262 code for a protein of 1004 amino acids. The transcript has 21 exons. Gene Ontology annotation, molecular function: P-type calcium transporter activity; ATP binding; ATP hydrolysis activity.
UGGAGAUGAAGUAGCAGCGGCAGCAGUCGAUCAACAGAGCAACAGCAACGUCUCUACCGCGGAUCCGGAGGUUUUCUUCAGGGGGGACAGGUGACAGCGCAGACCGUCCGACUGACAUCCAACCGCCUGAACGUCCAUCGGUGGAAAUUACUGCUCUUUCACCCCCCCGCGCACCCUCCGAUUGCCUCAAUAGAUGUUACUCAACUACAUGCACAUCGAUCUGAUCAUCUAAGCCCAGUCCACCAAGAUGGAAAAUGCGCACACUAAAUCGGCGACUGAAGUUUUAGCCAACUUCGGCGUGAACGAAAACAAUGGGCUGACUCCGGAACAAGUCAAAAUCAAUCUUGAGAAAUAUGGACCGAACGAGCUCCCGGCUGAAGAAGGGAAGUCCCUGUGGGAGCUGGUGGUGGAGCAGUUUGAGGACCUCCUGGUCAGGAUCCUGCUGCUAGCUGCCUGCGUCUCCUUUGUGUUGGCUCUGUUUGAGGAGGGAGAGGAGACCACCACCGCCUUUGUUGAGCCAAUUGUUAUUCUUCUUAUCCUCAUCGCCAACGCUGUUAUCGGAGUCUGGCAGGAGCGGAAUGCUGAGAAUGCCAUUGAGGCUCUGAAAGAGUAUGAACCGGAGAUGGGAAAGGUGUACCGCAUGAACCGCAAGGCUGUCCAGAGGAUCAAAGCCAGAGACAUCGUCCCAGGAGACAUAGUGGAGGUUGCAGUUGGUGACAAGGUUCCUGCUGACAUCAGGGUGACCUCUAUAAAGUCCACCACCCUGCGAGUGGACCAGUCCAUUCUCACAGGGGAGUCCGUGUCCGUCAUCAAACACACUGACCCUGUCCCUGACCCCAGAGCUGUCAACCAAGAUAAAAAGAACAUGCUGUUUUCUGGCACCAACAUCGCUGCAGGCCGCGCCAUAGGUAUUGUCGUUGCUACAGGCGUCACCACAGAGAUUGGUAAGAUCCGUAAUCAGAUGGCCUCUACAGAACAAGAGAAGACGCCACUGCAGCAGAAGCUGGACGAGUUUGGCCAGCAGCUCUCCAAGGUCAUCUCCCUGAUCUGCGUGGCUGUGUGGGUCAUCAACAUUGGCCACUUUGGGGACCCCGUCCACGGCGGCUCCUGGGUGCGAGGGGCUAUCUAUUACUUUAAGAUCGCCGUGGCCCUGGCUGUGGCCGCCAUACCAGAGGGGCUACCCGCUGUCAUCACCACCUGCCUGGCCCUCGGCACACGUCGCAUGGCCAAGAAGAACGCCAUUGUUCGCAGCCUGCCCUCAGUGGAGACCCUGGGCUGCACCUCUGUUAUCUGCUCUGACAAGACGGGCACCCUCACCACCAACCAGAUGUCUGUUUGCAGAAUGUUUGUUGCCGACAAGGUGGAAGAUUCAAGCUGCUCCCUUCAUGAAUUCUCUAUAACUGGCUCUACAUAUGCCCCUGAAGGACAAGUACUGAAAGGAGACAGGCCUAUCCAGUGUGGAGACUAUGAUGGACUUUUGGAAUUGGCUACUGUGUGCUCCAUGUGCAAUGACUCCUCACUGGACUACAAUGAGGCCAAAGGGGUUUAUGAGAAGGUGGGUGAAGCCACAGAGACAGCUCUCACCACCUUGGUAGAGAAGAUGAACGUUUUUAAGACUGACGUAUCCGGACUCAGCAAGGUGGAGCGUGCCGGGACCUGCAACUCGGUGAUCAGGCAGUUGAUGAAGAAGGAGUUCACCCUGGAGUUCUCUCGUGACCGCAAGUCCAUGUCUGUCUACUGCACCCCCGUCAAGCCGGGCUCCCAGAGCAAGAUGUUCAUCAAGGGUGCUCCGGAGAGCGUGAUUGAACGUUGCCAGUACUUGCGCGUGGGAACAGCGAGGGUGACACUGACACCAGCCUUGCGUGAGCAGCUGCUGUCUAAGAUCCGGGACUGGGGGACAGGCAGGGACACCCUGCGCUGCCUGGCGCUGGCCACCCAUGACACCCCACCACGCAAAGAGGACAUGGACUUGGAGAAUUCCAGCAAGUUUGCAGAGUAUGAGCUGGGCCUCACCUUUGUUGGCUGUGUGGGCAUGCUCGACCCACCCAGGAAGGAGGUGAUCGGUUCAGUGAAACUGUGCAACGAGGCGGGUAUUCGUGUUAUCAUGAUCACAGGAGACAACAAGGGCACAGCUGUGGCCAUCUGCAGACGCAUUGGCAUCUUCUCUGAGGAUGAGGACGUGACAGGAAAGGCCUACACAGGCCGCGAGUUUGAUGAUCUCCCACCGGAGGCACAGAGAGAAGCCGUCAAACGGGCACGAUGCUUCGCCCGCGUUGAGCCAGCUCACAAGUCUAAGAUUGUCGGAUACCUGCAGUCAUUCGAUGAGAUUACUGCCAUGACUGGAGAUGGUGUGAAUGAUGCCCCGGCCCUGAAGAAAGCAGAGAUUGGCAUUGCCAUGGGCUCUGGCACAGCCGUGGCCAAGUCUGCAUCUGAGAUGGUGCUGUCCGAUGAUAACUUCUCCACCAUAGUGGCUGCUGUGGAGGAGGGCAGAGCCAUCUACAACAACAUGAAGCAGUUCAUCAGAUAUCUCAUCUCCUCAAACGUGGGAGAGGUCGUCUGCAUCUUCCUGACAGCCAUCCUGGGUCUCCCUGAGGCUUUGAUUCCAGUCCAGCUGCUGUGGGUUAAUCUGGUGACCGAUGGCCUGCCUGCCACUGCCCUGGGCUUUAACCCCCCAGACCUGGACAUCAUGGACAAACCUCCCCGCAAUUCAAAGGAGCCUCUCAUCUCUGGCUGGCUCUUCUUCAGAUACCUGGCCAUUGGAGGAUAUGUGGGUCUUGGAACAGUGAGUGCUGCCACAUGGUGGUACCUGUUUGAUGAAGAAGGCCCACAAGUGUCUUUCUAUCAGCUGAGACACUUCAUGCAGUGUACUGGGGAUAACCCUAUGUUUGAGGGUAUAGACUGCGAGGUGUUUGAAUCCCGUUACCCCACAACCAUGGCCCUGUCUGUGCUGGUCACUAUCGAAAUGUUCAACGCACUCAACAGUUUGUCUGAGAACCAGUCGCUCAUCAGGAUGCCUCCUUGGGUCAAUAUUUGGCUGCUGGGAGCCAUCAUCCUCUCUCUCUCCCUCCACUUCUUCAUCCUCUAUGUUGAGCCUCUGCCGUUGAUCUUCCAGGUGACCCCUCUGCGCUGGUCCCAGUGGAUCGUAGUCCUGAAGAUUUCCAUCCCAGUCAUCCUCCUGGAUGAGGCACUGAAAUACAUCUCCAGGAACCAUCUAGAAGGUGACGAGGAGAAGAAAUACCGGAGGAGAUGGCAGCUGAACUAAGACCUCUCCCUCAACACACUCACACAGUUAGACACACGCCUACCCUCCUCUUCCCUUUACGAGCUAGAAACCUUUUUUCUCCCCUGUCCUCAUUCCCCACUCCUGCAUGUCCGACAACAACAACAACAACCACCACCACUAGAAAUGAGCGGGGCUUACAUGAGAACGGGUGUGCAAGAAAAGAGAGCAUGCGUGUUCCUGCGAGCAUGGCUUUGUACGAGUGCCUGAGUAAAUGAGCGCUGCGUGUGCGUGUGUGUGUGUGUUUGUGUGUGUGUGUGGGUGAGAGCAGGCAGAUGCAGGCCUGUCGUCAUAGUUGCGAGAGCAAGAAACAACCGCAGAAAAAAAUAGAUAAAACUGCCCAGGGCUGUGCUUUUUAAAGAUUUCUGCUCAUUGUUUUGUUUUGGUUUUUUUUGACUGUACAAUACAAACAUAGUGGUGCAGUGACUGGACUUUGGGGAGGGAAGGAGAGGGAGGACAGGGGAACAGAGGUGGGUAAUACUGGGUGGGAUUUCUGGGGAGGGGAGGCGGGUGUUUGAAAUCAGCACAGAGACCGAAAGAGAGAUUGAGGGGCGAAGCGUGCCGUGGAGAAGACCACAGAGAGACUGGCAUUCACUCUGGUGAAAGAAGAGCACCAGAAAUAAUGUGGAAGAUGAAAAACAUCGGGCUCUUGAGACUGUCCAGGUUUCUGUCACCCACACUACUGGCAGUGAAUCCCAGCCAGCUCAGUAGGAGCACAGCCUCAUCCGCACAACACAAUUGUAUAUGUGGUCACACUGCUGCUCCUUCAUCGCUCUUCAUCUUUGCUCUCACCACAUACAAAGUCUAACUCCUGUUUGAUCGUGUUUUACGCACAACUAGUCUCCCCUUGCCCGUCUUGCUCUCUCUCUCUCUGUCUCUCUUUCUGGCUCUCUGUUGAGGAGGCAGCUGUGGUCCCGGGUGGCAACACGUCGGGCUCUUGAGUUGGGUGUGGAAAUGUUGCUCCGCCUAAAGGUGUGAAUAGCUUUACGCUGCUUGGCCGCUUCCUUCAGCUCUUUAUUUGAGGAGCUGAGGUCAGCUCGCAGACUUAGCAAAACUGAAAAAAAAGGAAAGAGGAAAAAAAAAAAAAAAGUGAAAAGUCAAACAGCAACCAAACCAGCAUAUCAGCAGUGUAGUUGUCAGCCAGUCCACCUGGCUGGUCCUCUUAGGCCUGACUUUAAUGUCCAUCUGCUGCGCUGCCAUCGGAGUUUCAGCUGUCAGAUAUCCUAGCAAGUUAUUUCAUUGAGUGAAUUAAAGGUAGAUUUGAAAAAGAGGGUGAUGCUUUAUAACAUUCUGGUCAGAAUAAUUAUCUCAUCUACCUUUAAGUUAUUCAGUUAUUUCUAAUCCUGCACCAGCGCUUACAGUAGGUGAGUGUGCAUUUAGCCUUACUUGAAUUAAUUGGUCUAAUUUGACUUGGUAGGCUUUUCAGUUUUUGAAUCGCACAGAUGUAGUUAAAGUAAGUUAAGGAACGGCAAAUGAACUGCUUGAUUGUCUCAGUCUUACAUCACUCGGUCAUCAAUCAUUUAUAUAUUAAGCACAGUAAACAUCCAUGCCUUAUACAUACAGCCCACUGCACCUCCACAUUGAAAAUGUGGUCGAAAUGAAUGUUUCUAGCUAGCCUUUAAUUAACUUUUUACCCACAGCCACCAUUCUCACUCAUACGUGCCCGAACACUGAUUCAUACUGAUCACUUGAGGUCUUAAAGACUCUGAAUGUCCACCUGGUGUGUGGCCUGUUUAAUAGGAAACCCUUUUUUGUUGUGCUUUGUGCGCGGCUCCCUCAGCUUCUCCUGCUCUCUCAGUGCUUUAGCGACUCACUUGGGUAUUGUUUUAUAAUGACUAAAUAAUAAUGUAUUUGACUGAAUGAACCUACGGGGUUUGGAUUGUGUCUUUUAAGUCUUAAUUAUGGGUUUUGUGUGGGCCCUGGUGCUCUGUAGACUGGGUCAGGCUGACACAGUGGUUGUUUUCGGUCUUUUGUUGCUUCCAAAUAGGACAGAGGAGAGCGCACAUUCAAAAAAAAAAACUAUUGUAUAAGGUGCUGGACCAAAAACGUCUAUGGGAAGAGGAAAUGGAAAUUGGAUCUGCACUCUUUGUCAGUUGCUUUUGAUGAAUUUAAUAAAGCAACGUUUCGUUCACAGAGAUCUUCAAGGCAACUGUUGAAGAUAUCUGUGAGAUUGAAAUGUUCUUUAAAUUCAAUUUACUUUGAGUUAUUGACACAAUUUCCUCCCUUUUCUUGCUUCCAGACCUGCUUUCAACAAGCACGGUUUAGAUUCUAAAGGAAAAUCCACCCUUAAACAAACAAAUCUGCUAUUACUCACAUAGCUGUAUCCAUCUCUUUUGUUGCUUGGUAGCAUAUUGUUCUCCAGUGGAUUAACUGGCCAAACUGGGACGACAUGACAUUGCCAAGUCCAGAUAUUUUCAGCGCCACAUGUUCUCUGAGGGUUUGUAAAAGAUGAUUCUUUGCAAUGCACAGUCGAAAAUCACUAACUUAAGUAGAAGUAAAUGAAGCAGAUUGUGGGAAAGUACACUAAAGAGUUCAUUACAACACAUCAACAACAUCGAAUGUGAUCAGAUUUAAGGGUGGAAUAUUCCUUUAACUUCAUACCUGAAGCUGGAUCUUGUUUCAAGUAAAUAAUGGCUUGAUUUGAAUUAUACUGAACAUAAAACAUGAGAAUGUGGCACCUCUGUCCAGAGCAGCAGACCACCUGUCCCUGUCCCAGGUCUCCAUGGCUCUGUAACAUGCUGGCACUCUGGCCACCAGGCACUAUAGGUCUCUAUAGCCUUGUUAUUUACUACUGAAUCCUCAACUCUGUACAGAAGAUGAGAAUAAGAUCGCAUGGAACCUUGUUACUGUAAUAAUAACCUAUACAGUAUAUAAUAUUUAAUUUUUUGAUAACUUACAUCAAUGUACUUACCAACAUCAGACUUGCAAGAAAGCAUUUUUAUUUUUAUUUUGAGCACAUGGUAUCUAAGGAUCUCUCUCUCUCUCUCUCUCUCUCUCUCUCUUUUUUUUGUAGAAUAGAAAGGUUGUUUCUUCAUUGUUCCCGUUUGGUUUUUACAGUUGCUGGGGUUUUGUGUCUUUUACUGUAGGGAAAGAAUAUGACGUUAUCAUGUUUAAGAUAGACAAGAAUCAUGCUUACGCUAAUUAAUUGACGCUGAUCAUGUCAGUGAUAGUUAUCUGGUGUGAGAAUGUUCAAGAAUUUGUGAAUGAACUGUGUAUGGUUUACACUGAGCGAUAAGCAGUGAUGAAUCCUGGGUUAUGAAGUUUUAUGACUGUACAUUGAAGGGCUUGGUGUGGAUGCAGGCUCUAGAGACCCGUGACAAUCCUUCUGGGUCUGACAUUUUGGGAAGUCGCUUGACUCUCCCAGCAUGGUACUCAAAGUCUUUUACCAUCUAUAGAAGAAUAACCAUCCUUACUGACAGUAAAGGAGUGAUCAAGUUCAUAUCAGUAACAUCUGACCAACAGUUCCCUUUCUCUUUGUCUAUACAGACAAAUAAACAGUCUCUAGAGCCUGAGUUCCACCUCUGAGAAAAAAGGAUUCUCUGUAUUGCCUUGUUAAUAUUAAUUGUGGACACAUAAUUUUAUAAAUGACAAAGACGUGGAAAUAAAGAUUAUUUAUCUUGUUA